Messenger RNA from Solanum dulcamara, 3488 nucleotides. RefSeq lists its product as uncharacterized. Gene Ontology annotation, biological process: protein import into nucleus. The transcript has 20 exons. The coding region runs from base 65 to 3310 and encodes 1081 amino acids. Gene Ontology annotation, cellular component: nucleus; cytoplasm. Lineage: Eukaryota; Viridiplantae; Streptophyta; Magnoliopsida; Solanales; Solanaceae. The record is from RefSeq and is a predicted model, not a curated record. Gene Ontology annotation, molecular function: protein binding; nuclear import signal receptor activity.
UGGAAUUUUUACUUUUCAUAUCGUGGGAUUCAGUUUUUCUCACACAACUUCAUCUCCAUAGUGAAUGCAGAAAGCAAUGGAAGGUGAUAGAGAGUCACAGAAGGCACAUAUGGAGGCAAUUCUGGGGCCUGAUUCACAGACAUUUGAAAUCUUUAUUUCUCAUCUCAUAGAGAAAAGGUCAGAAGCUAAGUCAAUGCUCAGUAUGAUCAAGCAGAAGGAUCCUAACUCAUUUGCUGUUAAGCUGGCCAAGUCUCUUGGCUCUCAGCUAGUUCUUCCUGAUAACAACAACUGGUCUGAAUUAUUACCAAUGUUGUACCAAUGUUUCAGUACUAAUAAUUCACAUUUGACAGAGCAUUUAAACUUGUUUGUCGAAUUAAUCCAACACAUUGACGGGGAAGCAUUAGUCCAUUACAUCGAUAUAUUACACCCUAUGUUCCUAAACACAUUGAAUGAUUCCCUGGUUAAUCUAGACAUGAAGAUCACUGCCCUGACGGCGAUGAUUAACUUCAUUCAACGGGUGGGGAGUUCAAAUGAUAGGGAGAGGUUUCAGGAUCUAUUGCCUGCGAUAUUGGACAUGAUGAAUGAGGCAUUGGAAAAUAAAUGUGAGGCAUCAGCUAGGUCUGAGUUUGAAAUUUUGAUUGAGUUGGCCAAGAAUGUGCCUAGUUUCUUCAGGAUGCAGCUUGUGGUUGUGGUGGGUACCAUGUUUGAUAUAGCCAAAUGUGAGAGUUACGAAAAGAAAACAAGACAUUUGGCGGUUGAAUUCGUGAUGACAUUGGUUGAGGCCAGGGAGAAAGCCCCUGGCAUGAUCAAGAAGUAUCCAUUGUUUACUGAAAAAUAUUUUGCAAUUUUAUUGAAUUUGUUAGUGGAUGAGGUUUAUGACCCUCUCUUGCCUGAUCCUUAUGAUACAUGGGAUAAAAAAGAUGAUUUGAUUUUUGUUAAGAUGUGUUUUUGGCGGUUGUCCAAUGCGCUGGGUGGUAAGACUGUUGGUCCUGUUGCCUUUGAGCAAUUCUGUGCUUACUUGGCUGACGACUCGUGGCAGAAGCCAUGCGCAGCACUCAAUGCACUUGCUCAGAUUGUUAAAGGCUGCUCAGAGGUGAUGAUUAGGAAUAUGAAUCUAGUGGUGACAAUGGUUAUGGAUAGUAUGGGACAUCCUCAUCCUGGAGUCAGAUUCGCCUCCAUGGAAGCAAUUCACGAGUUUUUGCGUUUCAUGCGUCCUCAUUUUCAAGAACAAUGUCAUCACCAAGUAUUGCCAGCAUUAACUAAAGCGUUGGAUGAUGACAGUGUACGAGUGCAGGUCAAGGUCAUACUCGCGAUCUGGGGUUUCAUUCGUGCUGGCACGCCUGAAUUUUUGAGACCUUACAUUCACGGAAUGCACAAUAAACUGCUUCAACUGUCGUCACAUACUGUUGUCGCGGUCCAAAAUUCAGCGUCAACUCUACUCAAACUUUUGGCUAAGCAUUGUAAGGAGUGCUUCGGGAACAACUACGACUCUUUAAAUCCACUUUUGGAAACUACACUGGUACAAGCAAAUUUUCCAAGCAAAGAUGUGGAGAUGAUCAUGUCAAAAACGUUCAAAGCUGGCAGUUCGGCACAUGCAAAACAGAUUAUGGAAGCAGUUAUAUCAUUACAAGGAUCACAAGAGGAGGAGGAUACACGUACCAUCUUCAAGCUAGACGCUAUUAGUGGAUUUUGCGAGGCCAUAGGGAAGCGUUUUCUUCCUUGCACCAGCGUUGUCAUGCCCCUUUUGUUUCAAUGUGCUCAACUUGAACUCGAUAAAACCAUAUUAUCUGCAGAUUCAGACCAUACUUAUUUAGAUGAUGAUAGUAUACACAGAGUCAACGUUGGGGAUACAACGAUAUGUAUAAAAAAAAGUUCCCUAACGAAGAAAGCUUUAGCAUGUGAAGUCCUAGGCAUGAUUGCUUACCAAUUGAAGGAAGAUUUCUACCCAUGGAUUUUCCAGACUGCUUCAAUUUUAUUUCCACUUUUGAAAUUCCAUUUCAAAAAUGAGGUCAGGAUCAAUACUGUUCAAGUCAUGCAGCACCUUCUGCAAUCUGCUAAACUGGCUAAAGAGAAAGGGAUUGCUCCAGGUGGAAGCCAUUUGAAUUUCAAGCAGUUUUCGGACAGUAUAAUACUGAAUUUGUUGGAAGCUUUGCAUGAGGAGAUUGAUACAAAGAUAUAUAUACUUAUGAUGGAUACAUUGCAUGGGUGCCUUCAGCUAUGUGGAUCACUUCUCAAUGAAGAGAAGCUUCGUCCGAUCGUGGAUGAGAUAAAGCAUGUCAUUACAGAAAGUUCAAAUAGAAAAGGAAAACUCACAGAGAGAGAAAAAACAGAAGACUUUGAUGCUGAGGAAGCUGAAUUGCUGAGGGGGGAAAAACAGCAACAAGAUCAAAUUUUUUCCCUUGCUGGUCAGAUAUUACGUAUACUGAUCGAAACAUUCAAGGUUGUUUUUUUGCCUUACUUUGAUGAGCUAUCAUUAUAUCUGAUUCCGAUAUGGGGUAAAGAAAUGACAAUUCAAGAGAAAAUUGCAUCACUUUAUGUCUUUAAUGGUCUUGUGAAAGAGGUCUCUGAAGCAGCUCUAAAGUACUGUGAUGUAUUUCUACCUUUGCUUCUGAAAGCAAGCAACGACGAAAACCCAACAGUUAGACAGAAUGCUCUAUAUGGACUUGGGCUUUACGCGGAAUAUGAUGGUUCUGUUUUCAAACCUUAUGUUAGAGAGGCUAUUUCACAGAUCAAUGUAGUGAUAAUGCAUUUACGUGCUCGUGAACCUGAGAAUGAACUUGCAUAUGACAAUGCUGUUUCUACACUUGGUAAGAUAUGUAAGUUUCAUCGGGAACUUAUCGACUCAGACCAGGUCAUUCCCAUUUGGUUGAAUUGUCUGCCUAUAAAGGGUGACCUUGAUGAAGCCAAAGAUGUUCAUGGUGAACUAUGUUCUAUGGUUGAAAGGUCAGAUAGAGAACUUUUGGGUCCCAAAUAUGAACACUUACCAAAAAUUGUAUCAGUUUUUGCAGAGGUUCUAUGUGGUGGAAAAGAUCUUGCUACAGAAGAAACAGCAAAGUGUAUGAUUAAUCUGUUGAGGAAUCUUCUUCUUCUUCAUAAAGAAGUACCACCAACCACCUUGACAGCAGCAUGGACAUUACUAUUGCCUGAGCAGGAGAUGGAACUGAAAUCCAUUCUAUUUCCUGAACAACUUUAUGUGGUGCUCUAUUCUCCACUGAAUCCUGAUAAAAAAUACGUCAUCCAUUUCAAAAAGAAUGACCUCCUCAAAGACUGCCGAGUAACUGAAGGACCUUCUCGAGCACAGAAUAGAUAAUGGAGAGAUAGAGCUAGCCUAUUCAUUAUGCAAAAUCAAUGCUCCUGGCCACUCUCACAAAAGACUUUCCAUCUUAUCUCUGUAAGUAGUAAGGCCAAGUGUAUAUAAUUGUUGUUUUACAUUGUGUAACGAUCCAUUAGGUCGUUUUGAGAACUAGAACUUUUUAUUUCAUAAAAGA